GAUUAGAAAGAGAGAGAAACAGAGAACAAAGGUAGAGGAGAGAGAGAGGUGGUCAUCAUAGAAAUUGUACUCAUUCUUUAGGGUUUUGAUCCAAAUGUUAAGGAUUGAAAACCCUAAAGAGAAAGUAUAAUUAAACAAAAUCCUUCCUUAUCUCUCUUUUGCCUUCUUUACAUUGAAACAUUCUUGAAUUUGCAUGCAGCAUUGAAGAAAAAACAAGGUUUGUCCAAUUUUCUUGAUCAUUAAGCACAUUUUCUCUGUUUCCCAGAAGUUUAAUUUUAAAUUAUGGGCUUGUUUGGAAAUUUUAUUAUGUUAUAAUGCAAGCAAAAUGGAUUCUGAUCAAAGAAAAUUGUUGUGCAUUGUUGCUAUUGCGGGGGUAAUUUGUGGGCUUUUGGGAGCUGUUAACGGUGUCACCAAUCAAAAUGAUUUCAAGAUUUUGAAUGAUUUCAGAAAUGGAUUGGAAAAUCCAGAACUCUUGAAAUGGCCUAACAAGGGGAACGAUCCCUGUGGCCCUCCUGCAUGGCCUCAUGUGUUUUGUUCGAAUGGCAGAGUCACGCAGAUUCAGGUUCAGGGCCUCGAGUUAAAGGGACCUUUGCCUCAGAAUUUUAAUCAGUUGGACAAACUACAGAAUCUUGGGCUUCAAAAGAACCAUUUCAAUGGAAAAUUGCCAAGUUUUAGUGGAUUGUCGAAUUUGCAAUUUGCAUACUUGGAUAAUAAUGAUUUUGAUACGAUUCCUGCUGGUUUUUUCCAUGGACUUAGUAGUGUUCGCGUUUUGGCUUUGGAUAGUAACCCUUUUAAUGAGAGUACAGGAUGGUCUAUACCGGGUGAACUAGCAGAGUCUUUGCAGUUGGCGAAUUUUUCUUGCUCGAAAUGCAAUUUAGUUGGACCUAUACCUGAUUUUUUUGGGAAGUUGCCAUCGCUUACUUCAUUGAAAUUGGCAUAUAAUAGGUUGACUGGUGAUAUACCGUCUACUUUUCAUGAUUCCAUGUUGCAGGUUUUGUGGUUGAAUGAUCAAAGUGGAGGAGGGAUGACCGGUUCCAUUGAUGUAAUUGGAACUAUAGUUGGGCUAACUCAAGCAUGGUUACAUGGAAAUCAAUUCACGGGAUCAAUUCCAGAUGAUAUUGGGGAUUUAACUUCUUUAAGAGAUCUUAAUCUCAAUGGAAAUCGGUUUGUUGGGCUAAUUCCCCCAACCCUGGCCAAUAUGAAUCUUCAAGAGCUGGACUUGAACAAUAACAUGUUCAUGGGUCCAAUUCCAAAGUUUAAAGCAGUAAAUUUUAGUUAUGCUUCAAAUUCGUUCUGUCAAUCUGAUCCAGGAGAGCAAUGUGCUCCUGAAGUCAAUGCACUUCUAGAUUUUCUUCAUGAUUUAAAUUAUCCCCCAAAACUUGCUUCUCAAUGGGCAGGUAAUGAUCCGUGUCAAGGACCUUGGUGGGGGGUCACUUGUAAUCCAAAUCACCAAGUUUCUAUCAUAAAUUUGCCAAAGCUCGGGCUUAAUGGUACACUUAGUCCUUCACUAGUGAACUUACCUUCAUUACUCGAAAUCCGCUUGGGCGGAAAUAAUCUACAUGGUACAGUUCCUGCAAAUUUUACUCUGCUGAGAUCAUUGAGAUUGAUGGAUUUAAGUGGUAACGAUUUUGAUCUGCCAUUGCCUAGAUUUCAUGAUGGUGUGAAGGUAAUCACCGAUGGUAAUCCAAAAAUGGUUGCCAAUAGAUCCAAGGGAUCACCUUUACAAUCUGAUGGUCGGCCACUGUCCCCUUCUCCAAUUAACAGUCCUUCGCCAAGUAUGGACUCAUCGCCCGACAAUCCAUCAUCAGUUUUGGAUUCUCCGCCUUCACCUUCUGGAGGUUCUACAUCAGCAAAAUCCAAGAGCUCCAAAAAUUCCAAACUAGUGGUCAUUGUGGCUGCUGCUUCAGGAACCUUUAUUGCAGUUCUUUUGGUUAUUUGCUGCCUUAAGAAAAGAAAAGAGACAAAAAAGGUUCCCAGUGGCAUUGUUAUCCAUCCUAAGGAUUCAUCUGAUCCAAAAAGUUUGACGAAGAUUGCUGUGGCUGGUAAUCCUGCCUUCGAGGCUCAAAAUACUCCCAGCACUGAGAGUCGAACUAGUGAUUGGUUGGAAAAAGAUGCUUGUUCGAUCGAGGCGGGAAACCUGGUCAUUUCAGUUCAGGCGCUUCGCAAGGUGACCAAUAAUUUUGCACAAGAAAAUGAGCUUGGUCGUGGAGGUUUUGGUGCAGUUUACAAGGGAGAAUUUGAAUCUGGAAUGACAAUAGCAGUUAAGAGAAUGGAAGCUGGUGCAAUUAGUAACAAAGCAGUGGAUGAGUUCCAGGCAGAAAUUGCCGUGCUUUCAAAGGUCCGUCAUAGGCAUCUGGUAUCCCUUUUGGGGUACUCCAUCGAAGGAAACGAAAGGCUUUUGAUUUAUGAAUACGUGCCUCAGGGGGCUCUGAGUAGACAUCUUUUCCGUUGGAAGAAUCUGAAUUUAGAACCUUUAUCUUGGACGAGAAGGCUUUAUAUUGCUCUUGAUGUUGCUCGAGGAAUGGAGUAUCUUCACACUUUGGCUCACCAAAGCUUUAUACACCGAGAUCUCAAAUCAUCAAACAUUCUUCUUGAUGACAAUUAUCGGGCAAAAGUUUCAGACUUCGGAUUAGUGAAAUUGGCUCCUGACCGAGAGAGGUCUGUUGCAACCAGGUUGGCCGGAACUUUCGGAUAUCUUGCUCCUGAAUAUGCUGUGACAGGGAAAAUUACCACGAAGGUUGAUGUAUUCAGCUUUGGAGUAGUAUUGAUGGAGAUCUUGACAGGAUUAGUGGCACUUGAUGAGCAACGCCCCGAAGAAAAGAGAUACUUGGCCGAGUGGUUUUGGCAGAUAAAAUCCAACAAAGAGACGCUUAUUUCUUCUAUCGAUCCUGCUCUUGAUGCAAAAGAAGAUAUAUAUGAAAGCAUUUACGUUAUUGCUGAACUGGCUGGACAUUGCACUGCACGGGAGCCAAACCAUCGCCCUGAUAUGGGACAUGCUGUGAACGUUCUUGCCCAACUGGUCGAGAAAUGGAAACCGGUUGAAGAAGCUGAUAAGUAUUCAGGAAUUGACAUCACGCUGCCUCUUCCUCAAAUGUUGAAGGGGUGGCAAGAAGAAGGAGAUUCACAAGAUCUAUGCGGUACUAGUCAAGACAGCAAAGGGAGUAUCCCGGCUAAGCCAGCGGGAUUUGCAGAUUCGUUCACUUCUGCUGAUGCGCGUUGAGUUUAAGGUAGCAUUUUGCUGCAAUGUUUGUUGCCUUCUCUUAAUAAAUGUCUUGUCUUAAUCAUUAUACAAGUAACUUUAUUUUGUGUAUUGGGGGUUUGCUUGAACACUUCUGGCAUGUUUGGUAAAAAUGAUUGGAUGGAAAUUAACAGCAUUCAAGAAGAAAUAGAAACUAGUCUCGUUUAUUAUAUAUCUAUACGAUUCAGUCUUGUCUAA
Molecule: messenger RNA, 3436 nt
Organism: Olea europaea var. sylvestris
Lineage: Eukaryota; Viridiplantae; Streptophyta; Magnoliopsida; Lamiales; Oleaceae
Product: receptor-like kinase TMK3
Exons: 2
Coding region: 326-3220 (964 amino acids)
Biological process (GO): protein phosphorylation
Molecular function (GO): protein kinase activity; protein binding; ATP binding
Source: RefSeq, a predicted model, not a curated record